This is a messenger RNA of Hibiscus syriacus, 513 nucleotides long. RefSeq names its product agmatine deiminase-like. The transcript has 2 exons. The record is from RefSeq and is a predicted model, not a curated record. Gene Ontology annotation, biological process: putrescine biosynthetic process. Gene Ontology annotation, molecular function: agmatine deiminase activity; protein-arginine deiminase activity. Bases 1 to 513 code for a protein of 170 amino acids. NCBI's taxonomy places the organism in Eukaryota, Viridiplantae, Streptophyta, Magnoliopsida, Malvales, Malvaceae.
AUGGAGAUGAACGCGCCACCCUCUCAUCUCGAUAAUGAAGAGCACGUUCAACAUGUGUUUGCAAAGGUCGCAACUGCAAUCUCAAAGUUCGAGCAGGUCACCGUCUGUACAAGUGCUUCUCAGUGGGCGAAUGCACGAAGUCUGUUGCCACCAUAUAUCAGGGUUCUUGAGAUGAGCAUGGAUUACUGUUGGUUUCGUGAUAAUAGUCCUACUUUUGUUGUAAAGAAAAGAGAAGUAAAUUCUGAUAAUCCUGAGGACAUGGUUGCCGGAAUCGAUUGGAAUUUCAAUGGAUGGGGAGGGGUUGAUGAUGGUUGUUAUACAGAUUGGAAUCUUGACUUUCUUGUGGCAAAGAAGAUAUUGGGAAAUGAGAGGCUUCAUAGAUUUCCAUAUCCAAUGGUUAUUGAAGGUGGAAGUAUACACGUAGAUGGAGAAGGUGAUAAACCGAUCAUUUAUUUGCGGAGCCGCUGCUGCCCUCAUGUUCUCCGAUCUCCUUCGACAAAUGACUUGUUUUAA